Molecule: messenger RNA, 2109 nt
Organism: Lycium ferocissimum
Lineage: Eukaryota; Viridiplantae; Streptophyta; Magnoliopsida; Solanales; Solanaceae
Product: zinc finger CCCH domain-containing protein 6
Exons: 4
Coding region: 287-1921 (544 amino acids)
Molecular function (GO): metal ion binding
Source: RefSeq, a predicted model, not a curated record
AGUGAUAUAACACUCAAUGAACAGUUCAUAUUUUUAGCUAAAAAAUAAAAAUAAAAAGGUGGCGCAGAAAAAAAAGAUCAGAGAAAUUAGGGUUCUUAUUUAGGGUUACCUUUGAUCUCUGCUCCACCAAAAAAAAGAUAACCUUUUUCACAAUCGGGUCGUAAUCGGGUCAAAAUUAGCACAUUUUAUUAGGGUUUUUUUUUUUUGAUAAAUAAAAUCAGUGUUCAUCGAUUGGAUUUAAGAUUUUAUAUUUUAAGAAUUGAAAUUAAUUUUGCAUUUUGUAAAUAUGCGAGGACAGAAGAAAUCAAAAAAGGUUACUUGGGCUUCAGAUGUUAAUCUUUGUCAGGUAAAACUUUUCCUGUCUGAAGAUUCUCCUUCCCAAGUUGCAAUAGGAGCUCAAGAUCAUCUCCAAGCAAGGAUAUCAUUGCCUUUGCACGCUGGUGUUUUGGUGUCUGAUGAUAAUUUACCUCCAGGCUUUGAGGGCGCACAGCCUGCAAGCCUCUCGAAGAAUAAGGUAGCUCAAAUCCCUGUAAUCAAAUGGCGUCGUCCUCCCUCUUUUGUGUUGGAUAUAAAAUGGCGAGUGGUUGCGGGUGAAGAAAGCAAUGACAUGGAGGUUCAGAAACAACGUGAGAUGAGAGUGCUUGAAGCAAUUUAUCCACGUGAAUCUUCCAUUCCUCCAAAUCCUUCAAUGAUUCCUGGAGAAGAGACUCUUCAUAAUGAUCAGCACACACCUGUUAUACCCUUAACUCCUGUUGAAGAGGAGGAAGUAGCAGAUCCAUCAUUUGGCAGUGCUAUACCUACUAAUGCAGUCAGCUCAGCGGCCCAGGUAAUGCAGUCUGGAGUUCCCUUGUCCAAUAGAAGUGCCAGAAAUAAUCUUCCAGUUCACCGAAACUCAUCAUCUGGAGUAGUUCCUGGUGUGGAGCCUGAUGUUGUAGCAGCAGCUCAGGCUGCUUUAACUGCACUCAUGGCAGACAACGGCCAAGCAAAUCUGAUUGACCAUGAAUUGCUCAUAAAAAUUUUGAGUGACCCAAAAAUUGUUGGGCAAUUGGUUACACACCGAGGAGUAGGCACCAGCUCCCAUAGCGUGCCAGCUAUGAGUACCCAAAGCAUGUCUAUUGCCAGUAACAUGCCCAACCCAAGGCCUCAGGCAUCAAGUAUUACUACUCCAGCUUUCGUUCACACAGGUAGAACAGAUCCUCCACCAGUUCAAGUCAGUAGAACAGAACUAGUUAUGCCCUCGGUGGCAGGUGCUUCUAAUGGGCCCUACCACUCUGGUCCAAGUAGGAUAGGACCCGUUCCAAGUUUGAGGCCUCGUGUACCCGAGGCUGUAUCAACUCCUUUACCAUCUCCAGUAACAACUGUGUCAACACCUUCUUCCUCUAUGCCUGCACCUGUAGCUAGGGACAUCAACUAUUACAAGUCUCUCAUUCAGCAACACGGAGGAGAAAGGCAAGAAACAUUGCCGCAAUAUAGCAACAACCGGAACAACCAACAAUUAAGUUCAGUUCAAGAAUCACAAAAUUCAUUGCCACCACAAUAUAGCAACAACCGGAAUAACCAACAAUUAGGUUCAGUUCAAGAAUCACAAAAUUCAUUGCCACCACAAUAUAGCAACAACCGAAACAACCAACAACUAGGUUCAGUCCAAGAAUCACAAAAUUCAUUGCCACCACAAUAUAGCAACAACCGAAACAACCAACAAUUAGGUUCAGUUCAAGAAUCACAAAAUAGCUAUAAUUCAAGAGAUUCGAAACCUAAGAUAAUGAAGCCUUGCAUCUAUUUUAAUAGUUCAAGGGGUUGCCGGCACGGCGCAAACUGUGCAUAUAUGCAUGAUACAUCCACCCAACAGAGGGUUGGUAGCUUGCCAGAGGUUCAAAAUUCAAAGAGAAUGAAAAUGGAUAGGGAGAUUACUGGUACAUAAUAAUGCAACUGGCACUUCCAUGUACAUUAUUUUUUUUCUCAAGAGAAGAAUUGCAUGUUGCUGCUCGGUUUUUUUUUCUUCCUUUUUUAUUUAUUUCUUAAUUCUCUACAAUGAGUCAAUGUCGUUAGAUAUUUACUUUUAUGGGUUUUUUUCCACAUACCAUACUGAUAAGUGAUAACUUUCUUCUC